AUAUAGAUGUACUACAGAAAAGCAUAUCCAUAUGCCAUUGUAUACGGUUCGCUAGAUCGAAGGAUACUGUUUGCGGGAGCAAACCAAGAUACUGUUCGCACAACGGAAAAAUCGCUACCGAAACUGGGUUCGGAAUUUUUGCGAUGUUUCUGUCUCCGCUUCACAGCGCGCCGCUCGCUCGGCGCUCGUUGUCCGCCGCCGAUGCGGCAGCCGUGAGAUCGCAGUAGCGCGAUGCGCCACUCAGCUCCCGCGGCUGCGCCCCCGUCUGUUCCUCCUCGCCCCGCCGCCAUGUGGCAGUCACUGGCGCGUUCGUCGCUGGGUGCGCGGCGGCGCGGCGUGGGAAAGGCGGUGCUGGGGGCGGCGUGGGUGGCGUUGUGGGUGGGGCUGUGCGCGUGGGUGGUGUGGUUCGCGCACCGGCAGGCGGCCAGCCCGCGACAAGAGGCUAUCCGCGUGUGGUGUCGCACGCGCGUGCGAUACCUCCACCAGGACAUGCGAUCCGCCAUCGCGCGCGCCCAGGAGUCCACUGGGCUGAUGAAGGUGUUUGGCAGGUUCGGUCCGCGCAGCAGCAGCAGCCUGCAGUACUGGGGCGUGGCGGGGUGCGUCAACAACGCGACUCUCCUGAAGUACACAGUGCGGGCGGACCAAAUCGCCAACUACAGCAGCAGCACCGUCGUGAUGGUGCUCAACGGACAAGACAGGGCCACAGCAGAGGCGAUCACGGGCUACCAGGUGCACUCAGUGCUGGGGCUGCCCGCGCCCAGGAAGCGGCUGUACGCCGUCAACCUCUGCGGCAGCACGGAGCAGGGCUUCUACCUGCCGCCCUUCACCGACUUCGCCCCUCUCGUUCCGCCGCACAUCCUUGCAAGCCUGCUCGCUGGGAAGCCCAGUGCUGGCCCCCCACUUUCCCUCGGCCCCGGCUAUGUGGCAAGUGUGUUUGUCAUCCCCAUCUUGCGCCACCCGCUGCCGCCCAGCGCAUCCCCGGAGCAGAUCAGGGAGAGCAUUAGCACGGGAUGGGCGGCUGUGAUUCACCUCGAGUGGAGGGCCCGAGACAUACUCAACAUGCUGGAAAACGGCAGCACCGCAUAUUCCUUUGAGUUGUACGACAGCACACAGCCAGGCGAGCUCGUUCAGAUUUUUGGCCCGCAGCAGCCGCGCCUGGAGCGGGGGGCUGUGUUUCCGUUCGUGCUGCCGGUGGCGGUGGUGCCGCCCAGCGACCACGUGGAGCCCUUUCCUGAGGGGCUCUUUGGCCGCACCUACCAGGCGCACUGCAGCUUCCAGGGCGCCUACCCCAGGUGGGACCUGGUGUACGCGCCCAUGCUGCUGGGGCUGCUGGUGCUGCUGCUGGCUCUGCUGCUGUCGACUCUGAUUGCGGUGCUGGCGUGGAAGCGGCGGCGCAUGGCGGAGGGCGUGCGGGAGAUGGCGCUGUGCACGGCGGCGCUGGAGCGAGCUGAGCGCAACAAGAGUGAGACGGUGGCCAACCUCUCGCACGAGCUGCGCACGCCCAUCGUUGGCAUGAUAGGGAUGAUCGACGUGCUGCUGGAGUCGGCGUUGGAGGAGUGGCAGCGCGCGGACCUGAGGGAUGCGAGUGCGUGUGCGGGCGAGACGGUGCACCUCAUCAACCGCGUGCUCGACCUCGCCAAGCUGCAGGCCGGCCGCCUGCAGCUCGAGGAUCUGCCUUGCUGCCUUGCCAGCAUUGCUGAAGAAGCAGUUGCACUGGCGGCACAAGAUGCAUUUGGAAAGGGGAUUACAGUGACAUGCCACGUGGACCAAAGCGUUCCGCCAGUUCUGAUAGGCGAUCCAACCCGGCUGCUGCAAGUCGUGGGCGAGCUGGCGGCCCACGCUGUGAGCAACACCCCGGUGGGCCAUGUGACUUUCCGUCUCUGGUGCAUCGCCCCUCAUUCCCAAGCCCCCACCACUUCACCUUCCCAAGACCAGGCUGUUGCCACCCCUUCCCCUGCCUGCCAUUCCUCCGCUGCAUCACAAGCAUCUGCAGCCCCUCAGUCCCCCCCGGCCCCAUCACCAUGGCAUCAGCUGGCGGCCUGUGCGCGCCGCUUCCCUCCACCCACCCGCCUGGCAUGCGGCCCUCAGCCUCUUGCAAAGAGUCGGGGGGGUUGCAAUGGCAGAUUGGACAGUGAGGGCGGGAGGGAGGGGGGAGGGGGGCAUGUGAGGGGCAGAGGGGCGCGUGGAGGGACGUGGGGUGGAGGUACAGGGCGGCAGGGGGAGAGGUCCGGCUCAGGGGGGAGGGCCAGCUUGGGGGAGAGGGCCGGCUUGGGGGAGAGGGUGAUGAGGCGUGGGAAGUCGGGGGUGGACCAUGGGGGUGCUGCGACAGGCGUGGGGGCGAGAGGGGCGGGGGCAACAUGUAUGGUUGAGCCACAAAACUCUAGUGUGGAGAUUGCAGAGACGGAUGAGAUGCAACAAGGUAUCCUGCAGCAAGGGCGGCAUGAUGCAAGGUCGGGCGAUGCGAGCACGGGAGAUGCAAGCACAAGAGAUGCAGGCACACGAGAUGCAGGCACAAGAGAUGCAGGCACAAGAGAUGCAGGCACAAGAGGUGCAGGCACUUCAGUGGAGGAGCAGGGUGGCGGUGGGCGGUUGGAGAGGGAAGUGGCGGCAUGGGUGGAAGGGGCGUGCAGGGCGAGAGGCGAGGGCGAGUGGAUGGUGGUGAUGGCAUGUGAGGACACGAGCGGUGGUAUACCACCAGCCGAGAUGCGGUGGGUGCUGGACCCACACGGCCACUCGCCCCACCCAAAACACACCUCUUCUGAUGCUGCUGUUGCUGACACAGUUGGUGGUGGUGGUUGUGGUGGUGGUGGUGGUGGGCAGGGUGAAAGAGGCAGCAGCAAGAAGCGACGGAGCAUCAUGCAGCCACACCCAGCGGCCCCGCUGACUCACGAUCAGAGGGCAGCUGCCCGCCCUGCAUGGACGCCCUACCCGCUCCGCUUCCUCCUCUCCACCUCCCUUGUGGCUGAGAUGCGGGGGGCCAUGGCAGCUCUCUCACAUGCCGCCACGGGCACCACCAUUCUGCUCGCACUGCCCAUGGGGGGCGGUGAGGGCGCUGCCAGCAGGUGGGAUGGGGAGGGGGAUAAGGGUGGGGAGGGGGUGGUGGCAGCGGUGCAGGCAGGGCAGCAGGUGGCGGGGUCUAGUGGCCUUGGCGGAUGCACGCCUUGUCAUGCCGCUGCUGCGGUGGAGCCAGCAGCUCUGCAGCAACACGUAACACCGGAGCAGUCUCUCUUCCUACGGGGGGGCAGCGUGGGUGGCUGCGAGAGGAGUGGCACCGGGGCCGCGGAGAGCGCGGAGGCGGCGGUGCGGGGUGUGAUGGCGGGGCUGUGGGUGGCGGUGGUGGAUGACAACGCGGUGAACCGCAUGGUGGCGCGCAGAACGCUGCAGGGCUACGGGGCACACGUGCUGCUGCUACAGUCAGGGGAGGACGCCCUCCACGCGCUCUCCACCCGUGCUCCCUCCCCGCCCCUCCACCUGCUGCUGCUGGACCUCCACAUGCCGCCCGGCAUCGAUGGAUUCGAAACGGCUCGUCGAAUUCGUGGCAUGGAGAGAACACAGCAGGUGCCGAACACGGUAGAGCCAACAGCAGCUGCUGGGCUGGAGAACCAAGGCACGGAGGUAGGAGCGAGGCGGAAGGGCCUUUGCAUCAUAGCGUUGACUGCAGACUUGGAUGUGGGAGUGAAGAAGGCGUGCCUGGAGGCGGGGAUGGAUGGAGCAGUGAGAAAGCCGAUAGUGGCACACGAGCUGCUUGCAGCACUCACAGGCGCUGGAUUUGGAGUUGCGCCUAUGAAACAGGGCUUGUUCUAUCACAUUCAAUCACUCUGAUUUUCUAAUAAUCAGUCACCCUAAUG
Messenger RNA from Closterium sp. NIES-67, 3848 nucleotides. NCBI's taxonomy places the organism in Eukaryota, Viridiplantae, Streptophyta, Zygnematophyceae, Desmidiales, Closteriaceae. The record is from the annotation of a GenBank genome assembly.